AUGGACAAACUCAGAACAUUCUUCGACAAGCCCUUCUUCGACCCGCGCCACAAGACCAAGGUCCACAUCCUCCAGCUCGUCCUCAUGACCACCGCCAUCAUCCUCACCAUCGCGCGCAUGGCCAUGCCCGUGAUCACAACGCGAGCCAACAUGAUGGCCCUCACCAUGGGCAUCAAAUCCUUCAUCAUCAUCGGCUACCAGCUCCUCACCGCGCACAAGGAGCGCUUCAAGAAGUGGGCCUCGCUCAAGGCCAACGCGAUCCUUAACACAAUGGAGAUUGUGUUCUGGUUCGUCGCGUUCGGGCUGUUGUUCUCGGCGAACACGACGUUCUGCACGGGGGCGAGUUGUGCGCUGAGUUGGAUCGUGACGCUGCUUUGCGCGGUGUUGAUCGUUCUCGCUUUCCAGACGUCGGUCGUGUCCAUCAAGGAGUUUCGGUAUUUCAAGAACUAUGGGGUUACAUACGAAACGAAUUAUCCAAAGGUUUAG
This is a messenger RNA of Colletotrichum gloeosporioides, 486 nucleotides long. RefSeq lists its product as uncharacterized. The transcript is spliced from 3 exons. The record is from RefSeq and is a predicted model, not a curated record. NCBI's taxonomy places the organism in Eukaryota, Fungi, Ascomycota, Sordariomycetes, Glomerellales, Glomerellaceae. The coding region runs from base 1 to 486 and encodes 161 amino acids.